CGUGUAUCUGGACGACAGCGGUAGGGCUGUUUUAGAUGAGCCAGUUGACCUUUGAGUGGACGAGCUAGCAGCCUCUGUAGCACAACAGUAAAGUGACGACGUGUUGUGUGACCAGCUAGCAAUGGUGCAAGGACGGGGGAGCGUCAUCACACCAGAAAGAAAAGCCUUUGAGUUCGUCUGUCCAACAAAACACGCCUUGUACUCUGCACUGACCAUUAAAAUGGUGUGACAACUGUCAAAAGUCCUGUGUGAUAAAACAUCCUGCAGAGAACUGGAUACAACCUCCACAGAAGAUGGAGGACUCUCCUCACUUGUACAUCUCUGAAUUUGGAGACAAUGAGGAUAUGGAGGAGGGGGAGGAUGAGGACAUUUGCGAAGAGGAAACUAACACGGAACCUGACAUGAUUAAGUCACUGUACCCAGAGCUUCAUAAACACCCCGAUCAAGAUACCGAGAGAGACUGGAACUCUUUUCCCUGCCAGCACUGUGAAAGACAUUUUACCAGCAAACAAGGCUUGGAACGACACAUGCAUAUCCACUCUUUGGAGAACAGCGAGACACACGCAUACAAAAGCAAUAAGACCGACGUGUCUUUCGGUUCAAAUCUGGGUCAGUCGCAGCAUGAGAAGACGAAGCCACUGGAUUCAGAGGGCUCAGUGAUGCAGCUUCAUACUCCAUCGCCCACUAGCUCCAAUACUCUCAUUUUGUCGGCUGGAGACCACACAGCUCAGCCAGACAAACAGGGAGCAUCAGACGACCAUCAUGGUUGCAAAUACUGUGAAAAGAUAUUCACUACACAUACCAACAAGCGUCGGCAUGAGCGCAGGAUCCACGAGCAGCACCUGCAACUCACACGUGUAGAAAAUACCCAGCUGCCCCAGGAGGAAAAUCCUCAGAGUAUACUCAGUGAAAUAUCUCAACACCAAACAGAGGUUGGUGACAGUACAGCGCCUGCAGCUCUUCCGGAGAAUGAGGGGCAACACGCAGAACAAUACAUGCUAGAUGUGUCUAGCAAUAUUUCAGAGAAUCUCAGCUUUUACAUUGAUGGAAAGAUAGUGUCGACAAGUACAGUCAGUAGCUGUGAAGCAGCCGAGGUUCAUUCAGGGUCUUCGACUUUAAUUAGACUGGAUUCCUUGAUUCUAGACCCCACCCAGAUCAGCCAGGUUUUAAAUACAGACUCAGUUACAGGCAAAGAGAUACCUGGACAACCAUUAGCCAAGAGAAGAACUGCGACACCACCUCUUUUGCCACAAAUUAAAACUGAGCUGGAGUCCGAGGUGGUUGUGUCUUCAUCCUCAUCAUCACUUGUAUCUUCUUUAAUAGAGAAUCUACUUCCUCAGAAUACAGAGUCUACCAUUGUGCAGAAGGAAAGAACAGUGUUUCUGUCACCGAAGCUUAAGCAGCUCCUGGAGAAGCAGGAUGGCCUUAAACCUACACUUGCCCUCAUCGCAGAUGGUCAGAAGCCUUGUUCACCCGUCUCUCUCUCUGUCCUGCCUGCUGGAACAGGGAGGUUUAAAAGAAGGACUGGAUCUCCAACGAGCUCCCCGCAGCAAAACCCAACAUCUAACGAGGAAACACCGACGCUAGAUACAGCAGAUUGUGAUGCUGUAAACACAGGACAGAUGGAGACUCAGCAUAACUGCUCGCCUGUGCACCAGACAGCCAAUGAGAAGGAUGACACAGCUCCAUCUGGAGAGGAUGCAGCAGUAAAACCUAUCUUGACAGAGAGCUGGCCCCCCAUGACCGGCGGUAAUUCCUGUAACCAGCAACCACUGGAUCUCUCGAAUACAGUCAAAAGAAAUGAAGAUGUAGCUUUUGGUAAUGCAGCGCUGGAUCUGAGUUUGCAAAAAAAGAUCCUAGGUGAAUCUGAGCUGACACUAAACUUAGUUUCACAGGCAGUUUUGAAAGAAGGGAAAUCAAAUGCAUGCACGGUGGAGAACGCCUUAAUGAAUAUUGGAGAGCAAAAUCUAAGCCUCAGUAAUCCCGAGACCUCUUUAAUCACCGACUUCACCAUAGUUACAGGUCCAGAUAUAAUUACCCCAGUGGAACCUGUUGCAGAAGGACUUGUUUAUGGACUUGCCCUUCCCCCCAGUUCUCUGGCUCCAUCGUCGGCCUCCCUUACCCCUGUUGCCUUGCAGCCAGCUUCACCAUGCACUAUAGCAUUUGCUUCCCCAGCCUCACACGCAAUGCUCCCCACUACUUCUUCAUUAAUCACAGUUUUGGCUUCAUCACCUAUUUCUAACCCUUCAAGCCGGCCAAUCCAGGUAUUGGCCCCAAACAUAUCUCCUGAGCCCUUGGUAAUCUGCACAGAAAAUGCAUUAAAUUCUUCAGAGUGCGAUUUGACUACUGCAUUUGCCACUACAAAUUCUGCAAACCUCGUCACUCUCUCCCAAUCUCUUGACCCGACUCUAAACAUACCUGGCCACGUGUUUCUCACUGAUCAAAUAUCUCUCAACCCGUCUAUGGUGGAGUCCACUCCUGUGUCAGAAGUGCCAUUCACACCCACUGUAACUUUAAAUGAUUCCCUCAUCAACUCUUACAACAUUACCAGCAACACAGUGUUGAUAGAGUGCACAAUAGCUCUCGAAGCCCCGGGGAGUGUAGUCCCUGCUGCAAUAACCUUACAAGAAAACACAGCUGAGCCUCCAGCACCUUCACAGAUGGUUGUUAAUCACAUAGAACAGCAGCAGAUUGUAUCGGUGCCCAACCCUCAAACUGUGGACCCCACUGUUCUUGUGUCCUCCAUUGCAGAGUCAGUAACUCUGUCCAGCACCACUUCAGUGAUCUCUGAUGGUCCUGCUGUGGCUGAAUCAAGUCCUGAUCCAGAGCCUGCUGUUGACGCAGAGCCACCAACCAUAAAAGAGGAGGAAGCUGCUGACAGUACUGAUUCCAUGCCCGAAAUCCCAUCUAAAACCUCACCUUCAUCUGAGAAGGCUGAAGAGGACAAAUCCUCCAACGUCACACCAAGUGAUGCACAACAACAGACUUUCACCAAAAAUUUCAUCUGCAAUGUGUGUGAUAAGCUUUUCCAUUCAAUGAAAGAACUAGGUGACCAUGUAGGCGACCAUGCUGAUGAGUGGCCCUACAAAUGUGAGUUCUGCCUACUGCUCUUUGGCAAACCCUCCGCUUUGCUCGACCAUAGAUCAAGCCUCCACGGUGUCGGCAAGACUUACGUUUGCAGUGCAUGUACAAAAGAAUUUGUCUACCUUUGCAAUCUGAAGCAGCAUCAGGAAGAAUUGCAUCCCGGCCAGCAAUGCACAUACACAGAAGAAGAAAAGGGAAAAUUGAGACCUCAGAACUACAACAACUCAACAAAGGUAAAUACAGAGGCUUCGGUGCCCGAUGCUCCAGAGGAACCUGAGAAACUUGUGAAAAAGGAAGAAGGUGAAGUAGAUGUGGCUGCUGAAGAACUGUUUACAACAAUAAAAAUCAUGGCUUCAGAUGGAGGCAAAAUGAAAGGACCUGAUGUUCGUCUUGGCAUUAAUCAACAUUAUCCCAGUUUUAAGCCCCCACCAUUUCCUUACCAUAACAGAUCACCCGCUGGAUCAGUGGCUUCAGCCACAAACUUCACCACCCACAACAUCCCACAAACCUUUAGUACGGCUAUUCGGUGCACUAAGUGUGGGAAAAGCUUUGAUAACAUGCCCGAGCUGCACAAGCAUAUCCUGGCGUGUGCGAAUGCCAGUGAUAAAAGGCGAUACACACCCAAAAAGAAUCCCAUCCCACUACGCCAUUUUGCAAAAACUCAAAAUGGUGUUCUGUCCACCACCAAUUCUACUAACGGACUAAAUGCUUCGAACAGACCGAGCCAGUCAAACAGGUCGAAACCUAACCAAGAAUCACCAGUAAAGGUGAAGUUCAAGGUACUGAAGAAAAGGAAGAAGAAGUUGGUUCAAAGGAUCAUGCCACAGAGGAACAAGUCAAUCCCUUCAAAUAAAAUUUCGCCUGCACAAGUCGAUGCGCAGCAGGAGAUCUUUGUCUGCCCACACUGCAACAGGGAGUUCACAAUGCGUCGCAGCAGAACCAAACACAUGGCAGUGUGCCCCAAGAAACCUAAAGAGGUGAAGAAAAGGAAAGAGGGAGGAAUCUCCGUGACAAAGGAAAAUGAUGGACACCUGCACCGAGGGGUUGAAGAGAAACAACAAUCCUCGCCUCAGCAUAAAACGAGACUGCAGACUUCUGGGCCUGCUAAGAGGCCCGCCAUCCUACCAGUGCAAACAGUCUUUUCAAACAAAAGAAGUAAAAUAAUUAUAAAAGAGAGCAUGCAGCCAAAACAAGAGGCACCCACUCUGAAUGAACCUCCCAUUGUUCGCACGUUCAACCCCUCCAUGCGUCAGUACAGCAGAGUGCAGCAUAGCGUCAAAGGGAUCCCCAUUAAAAUCACCAUAGUGAAACCACAACAGACUGCACCACCGAAGGAUGAGCGGCCUCCCACCCAGAGCCGAGAGGAAGCAUCCGGAGCCGUUACCAGCAGCUCCAAGCAGAGUCCUACGGCUUGAAGAUUACCCAGCAGCCCACUGCGGAUCGCCAGGACCCUGCUGUGUGGAACAUACUUGUGUCAUACUGAUACUGAAGGGAGACGACUGAAUCACACUGUAAAGCCCAUGAACUCAUAGAUGGCAUCACACUGUACGAUAAACGACUUAAGAUACUGCAGUGAGUGAAUGUGCUCAACUGAGUAUUUUGAAUGCUUUUGUAGUAGCUUGAAGUUUUGUAAAUUUCUCCAUUUGGUAAACUUUCUGUCAACUGCUUGGAUUUGCACUUUGAAGUUAAUCUGACUGCUACAUGUCACAAAUUGGAAAGGAAGUGGGAGGAAUUGAGCAGGAAGGCUGCUCUCAUCUCAUACUUGGUGGGUUAUUUAGAGAGGAUGGCAGGUGGCAAUCAUUUUCAGCAUGCAUUUGCACUUUUCCUUAUCUGUUGUCUGUGGCCUUUUUUGGUUUAAACUCGUACUGCAUGCUGUGAGCUCGUACAACAGCGACAUUAAUUUUGGAUGGAUUAUGUUGAUGCAGUUAGGCCUUAAACACUGAAUCUGAUGUUGCUCUGUUGGUCUGAUUGACAAUAACCAGUGUAAUUACAUGGAAGACGCAUUAGCUUCUAAACGCAAGAUUACAGAAUCAUAGAGAAGUAACACUAUAGUAUAGUAUAGUAUAACUUACAAAUUAUGAAGGGUAUCAGCACUGUUGAUCACCUUUAGGGAAGUCAGUGUUUUCAUUAUUGGUGUGAAUGUAACAUUGGUAGAUUUAAUGCUACAGCCUUUGCAAAUCCAAAUUGUAUAUAAUCUGGUUGCCCUGGUUUCUAUGUAUUUGUAUGAAGGUUUUGAGAAUAAUGAUAUUUAUGUGCCAUCAAAUGUAUAUAACUGAAUGUGGCAUAAAGACAAUGAAGAAUAAACAUAGUUUGGUGUUUUCCCACUUAUGGAAUU
Morone saxatilis (striped sea-bass) is the source of this 5419-nucleotide messenger RNA. RefSeq names its product PR domain containing 2, with ZNF domain a (gene prdm2a). The transcript is spliced from 4 exons. Gene Ontology annotation, cellular component: nucleus. The record is from RefSeq and is a predicted model, not a curated record. NCBI's taxonomy places the organism in Eukaryota, Metazoa, Chordata, Actinopteri, Moronidae. Bases 294 to 4499 code for a protein of 1401 amino acids.